GUAAACAGCUUGGCUUGGACACUCGCUCACACCUUAUCUCCUGUGAUGCACGCACAACUGUGUUGCACUAUCCAUAGUAUCUCGGAGACAGACUGUCACGAAGCGAGAUGGAGAAAACAGACGUUUGGAGCUGGUUGCCUACCAGUUAUGCAGUACAACAGAACGCGUAGGCCGCUUUGUUCUCAGAGGAGACAAAAAGAUGACAAAUGAUAACCUGAAUAAGCUGUUGGUAUUUUGUGUAUUAUUUUGCGCUCAGAAAGCGUCCAUCGUGCAUGGUGCACAAGCUUUGGAAACUAAAGUGGCUCUGCUGCUCCACGCUGAGCCAGAGAAUCCAAAGUGCUUUGCUGAAGGGAUGUCUGACCUCACCUGCUUCUGGGAGGAGGAUGAGGAAAGGGCUGGCUCUGCUGACCAAUACUCAUUCAUAUAUACAUACCAGAAUGAGAACAGCAGUGAGUGUUCCGUAACUGCCCUACCAGCAGCAGGUGGCAAGAGGCUGUAUUUUUGCAGGUUGUCCCAGACUCAAUUAUUUGUGCCCCUUGACAUCCGGGUGUUUCGGGACGACCUGCUGAUCCACAACCGCAGUCUCUUCAUUGAACUUGUCUUCCUGUUAGACCCGCCUGCCAAUCUGACAUUGACGAGUACAGGGACGCAGGGGCAGCUGAAGGCCAGCUGGCUGCCUCCCUCUCUCAAGUACAUGGGUGACAGCAUGAUGUACGAGGUCAGCUACGCCAUGGCAGGGAGCCACAUUGGAAAGGUGGAGGAGGUGCAAGCCAGCUCUGAGCUCAUCUUGCGUGGUCUGCAGUCAGGCACUAAGUACAAGGUGCGCAUUCGUGUCAAACUGGACGGCAUCAGCUACAGCGGCUACUGGAGCACCUGGACUGACCCGGUACUGAUGGAAACAAUGCCUGGUGACUUGGACCCUCUCAUCGUGUCCCUGAGUCUCAUCAUCUCUCUCGUCCUCACCCUGCUGUCUCUCCUUGUGCUCAUGUCUCAUCGCAGGUUCCUGUUGAAGAAGAUCUGGCCAAUCAUUCCCACCCCUGAAAGCAAGUUCCAAGGCCUCUUUAAGGUUUAUGGCGGUGACUUUCAGGAGUGGUUGGGCCACAGCACUGGAGGCUUAUGGUUGAGGCCAACCUACUUCUACUCCGAGGAAUUCCCUGCACCACUAGAGGUGCUCUCAGAGGUUAGCCUUGGUCCCGUCUUACCCAGCUCCGCUUUGCCACCCAAGGCCUCAGAGGCACUUGGUGAGGAGGAUGAAGACGAGAAGCUAAAGAGGGUGGAUUCUGCAUUGGAGGGGUGGAGAGAAACCCCCCAGGAGCACUGGCCGAUGGACCAGCUCCGGGCUAUUCAUCAGCACCCUGCACCCUGGACCCAGUCUUCUCUACUGGAGUCCCAUGAUGCCUAUGUCACCCUCAAUGCUCAGAACCACAGUGGGGAGGAGCCUCUGGACGACAUAUUGGAAGAAACCUUGCCCCUGCAGGUUCUCUUUGCCUCUGGAAGGACAUCCUCUGAAUCUCGAUCAGACUUGGGCUCCUUCCAACAGAGCUCAGGAUUGGGCCACCUCUCGUCCCAGUCCAGUUUUGAGUACCCAAACCACACCUGGCCGCCCAAGGGCCCUGGGUACACCUACAUAGCAGUGGCCGACUCAGGCGUCUCCAUGGAUUACAGUCCGAUGAGCUCAAGUAAGAUCGAUGACAUUGGGAAGGGAGUUAUCUAUACCAAUGAGUACAAGAACGAGAUCCCUGCACACAGAAGACCCAUAGGUACGCCCAUCCACUUUGCAUUCUGAAUUAAGGCUAAGCUAUGUAACAGGCUAUGAACUGAGGCUUAAAGGUCCAUUGAAGCUGAAAAACAGUUGGGAUGUUUGGCCAAGGCUUCUACAUGGACUCCAUCUUCUUGUCAGUGGAAUGUAAAAAGCCAGGGUGUAGGCUACUCUCAUAACUAUGAGAUAACAGACAAAGCAACAUUUAAGCUCAAAGGCUUUGGUGAAGAAAAGUCAAAGGUAUCCCUGAUAAGGAUUUCAUAAUCCUUUUGGAUGUCACAAGCUCAUUCUCACAAUAUCCCUUCAAUCGGAAGGCAGCUGUUUGAGAAAUACAUGACCAACGGAAACACUCUAAAGUUGAUAUUAUACAACACAUGUAAUGUGUAUGUUCUAAGAUCAUUGGAUCUUGUAGGUCAAUUUAUAAGGUUAUUUUCUAUAUUUUUAUUGGAAUAACUAGAUAAUGUUGACACUUUCAUUGUAAAUAUUGUGUUUGUCUAUUGUGUAAGAGUAUCACUAAGACAUAGCCAUGGUCUUAACAUGAAGCUCCUGCGAGAAUGAAGAGGUACUGUAGGAUGUGCAGGAAUGUGUUUAGGCAAUGUGUCACAUUUCAGUAUGAUGCUAUUGUACACCUCUUGCUUGCAAUGCUUAGAUCAACAAAGGUUGUAAAAGUCAUGAUGGUUCCAGUGUUUGAAUGUUUGUAUAUUUGUCUAUCUAAUUGUCACCUCAUUGAAUCUUACAUAUUAUCAUACAUUUUGAGAGGCCAUAAUUGUUGAAACUGUAAAUAAUUCAAAUGACAUUUUUGGGGGGGUUUAAAUUUAAACCCUUUAGUUUUCAGUUAUUUUCAGUGUUCAUUUCUAAUCAAACUGGUGAAUGUUUCCUGACUUUUUCAUGACAUGUUAUGAUAAUACUGUGAUGAUUACCUAUACGGAACGUCUGACAAUCAUUUCUGUAACUCAGUAUCUCUUUAUGGUCAACAAAAAUGUCAUUAUAAUGCCUGAAAUAUAACAAAUGUUAAUCAAUUCUGAUGCGCUUCCAUAUUAGAUAUCUUCAAUGUUUUUUUUGUACUAAUAUGAUUUAAAAAUGUAUGGCAUUAAAGCAAAUGUUAUUGGUCACAUACA
Oncorhynchus nerka (sockeye salmon) is the source of this 2877-nucleotide messenger RNA. RefSeq names its product erythropoietin receptor (gene epor). Gene Ontology annotation, cellular component: external side of plasma membrane; membrane. Gene Ontology annotation, biological process: cytokine-mediated signaling pathway. Bases 200 to 1786 code for a protein of 528 amino acids. Lineage: Eukaryota; Metazoa; Chordata; Actinopteri; Salmoniformes; Salmonidae. Gene Ontology annotation, molecular function: cytokine receptor activity; protein binding. The transcript is spliced from 8 exons. The record is from RefSeq and is a predicted model, not a curated record.